Erigeron canadensis is the source of this 1209-nucleotide messenger RNA. RefSeq lists its product as uncharacterized. The transcript is spliced from 3 exons. The coding region runs from base 1 to 1209 and encodes 402 amino acids. The record is from RefSeq and is a predicted model, not a curated record. NCBI's taxonomy places the organism in Eukaryota, Viridiplantae, Streptophyta, Magnoliopsida, Asterales, Asteraceae.
AUGUCAAACUCAGAUUCCCCAUCGGAAAAGCACGGGUCGAAGAUAGCUCAUGGUGACAGCGAAGACGGUGACAAGGACCUCCCCACUACGAUUGCCAGCUUUGCCGGUAGUCAGGAAGGUGAUCUCGCGCCUUCUCUCGAACAAACGCCAGCGCGGACUGCAUGUGUAUAUGUGAAAUAUGAUGAUUACAUGGCUUCUUUGAACGAAGGCGCCUUAGUAGCUAGAUCAGUUGUGCGACAGUCUGAGUUCUUACGAGCUCAAUCUGUUGCGUCAGCUCUUCGUGCUUUAGGCUUAACGGUAAGUCUAAGUGACUCUGGUGUUAUUUACCUUCAUUUCCCUAAGGAUUCUGGUUGUGGAGCCGAAUUAUCAACUGUUGUUCAUACUCUUAAACCAACAGGAAAUCCUGAGACAGUAAUGAUGUCUUCGGGUCACUCAGUAGAAUCACUUGAGACUACUGAUGUGCUAGAUUCUGCUAUUCCAUUACCUCUUGAAGCUCAAAGGUUGUUAUCUCAAUUUGUUGAAGGAGUUGUAGUAGGGCAAAGGAGUGAAUUGCUUGUAUCAAGAAACAUUAUAACCGGUAAACUUCCUGCCACUGAAACAAGUUCACCAUCACCAAGAUUGCGUACUGGAGGUACUUUACGCAUUGGUACUCCAGUAGCAUCUUCAAUACCAUCUCGAGUAACACCAACAUCUCCAACCAUUCAAACAACAACAACAAUUCUAUCAACAACAAUUCAAACAACAAUAAUUUCAACUGUUCCACCAACAACAACACCAACACCAAUAACUCAAUCAUUCCCCGAUCCAAGUUCACCACAUCAUUCUUCCAGUUCUUCUUCUUCCAAAUCAUCUGAUUCAGCCGAAUACUUAAGUGAUUGUUUACCGAAAAGAAUUGCCACCAGUGGUUUAUCAACCAACACUCUUAUUGUUGCAUUCAUGCAUCGGUUGACAUCUAAAGAACCACAUCUCACUUCUCAUAAAAGAUCAAUCUUUCAAUCACUUCUAGCAUAUAUGUCAUUUCAAGAUUCGGAUGACUUAACCCCGCUUGUCAGAAACAUUUCACAUUAUUAUUCCACAACUUCAAGUUCUGAUGAGUCAAGUGAUCCUGAUCCAUUUCAACCAGAAGAUGCUAAUAAUGAUGAGUCUGAUUCAUCUGAUUCUGAUGAUCUUGAUAAUGCUCCAACAAGUGAAGCCAUUCCACAAUCUUAG